CUAGACUUUACGUUAAUUGGCUAGACUUUUGUGCCUGUAGACUGCAACAAUUGUUACCUAACUCAACUCAAGGAUAAAAAUAAUAGUGGAAGAUUCGAAGCCACUAGCUAGCAGUUUGUUAAACACGACUUUGAUGUUAACUAACACACCAUUGUUUAUUGUAGGAAGAAAAGAGGAAAUAAUUGAUGAAUGAUUAAAUCAACCAACUUUCACCAAAAGCUCCACAAACCAAUUACAGUGUACUACCAUGUCAGGUCAACCCUUCUCACCACCUGAACCCAUGAUCGAUCCCUUUCUCCAUCUCAAAAUCUCCCUAAAUCCCGACGGCACAAUCACACGUCUACGUGGAGACCAACACAUCUCUCCCUCACCAAAUCCCAACCUUCCAAUCCCUGUUCUCACCAAAGACAUCCUCAUCAACCCAUCACACAAAACCACCGCUAGAAUAUUCCUUCCCCGCAAAACACUCGAUCAUAACCCCUUCCACAAGCUCCCUAUAAUUGUUUACUUUCACGGUGGCGGUUUCAUCCUCUUCAGUGCAGCCUCAGAUUUUCUUCACGAUCUUUGUAUAAACCUUGCAAACGACGUUAACUCCAUUGUUGUUUCCGUUGACUAUCGUUUAGCACCAGAACACCGUUUACCUGCUGCGUAUGAUGAUGCUAUGGAAGCUCUGCACUGGAUCAAAACUCAAUCAGAUGAUUGGUUGAAAAACUAUGGUGAUUAUUCAAAUUGUUACAUCAUGGGAGGUAGUGCUGGAGCAAAUAUUGCAUACAAAGCUGGUCUACGUGUAGCUGCAGAGACUAAUGUUAAUCAUGAUUAUCUGAAGCCACUUAAGAUUAGAGGCUUAAUAUUGUCUCAACCGUUUUUUGGUAGUACCAAGAGGGUAGCUUCGGAGUUGAGGCUGUUAAACGAUGUGGUUUUGCCACCGCACGUGUGUGACUUGAUGUGGGAGCUUUCUUUGCCGAUUGGAGUUGACCGUGAUCAUGAAUAUUGCAAUCCAACGGUUGGUGAUAGUGUUGGAGGUUUGGAUAGGGUGAGGGAGCUUGGGUGGAGGGUGUUGGUGAGUGGGUGCGAUGGGGACCCGUUGAUGGACCAUCAGAUGGCGUUGGCGAGAGUGAUUGAAGAGAAAGAUGUGGUGGUGGUGAGAAGUUUUACAAAAGGGGGUUGUCAUGGGGCUGAGGUUCGUGAUCUUAUCAAGCAAAAACAAUUGCACGAUCUAAUUAAAGAUUUCAUUUCUUUCCUACAGAAUUAAUCUUAAUGCAUGUUGAGAUAGUAAGAAUAAUAAGUUGUAUGUUAAAUACAUUGUACUAUGUUAAGUUUAAGUAUUAUAAUGAAAAUCAUAAAUCACAAUUUGAAAUAAGAAUCAAAUGUUAGAGGCAAA
Trifolium pratense (red clover) is the source of this 1381-nucleotide messenger RNA. Its product is annotated as carboxylesterase 1-like. Lineage: Eukaryota; Viridiplantae; Streptophyta; Magnoliopsida; Fabales; Fabaceae. Gene Ontology annotation, molecular function: hydrolase activity. The coding region runs from base 248 to 1252 and encodes 334 amino acids. The record is from RefSeq and is a predicted model, not a curated record. The transcript has a single exon.